This is a messenger RNA of Periconia digitata, 1986 nucleotides long. The record is from the annotation of a GenBank genome assembly. Lineage: Eukaryota; Fungi; Ascomycota; Dothideomycetes; Pleosporales; Periconiaceae.
UACAAAACCACCUGUAUCAGGCGAGCCAGAGUGGCGCGGAACGCUUCCUCUGAUGUACGCAAGACGGAACGAUUUUUUCACACUCUAUCCUUUUCAAACAGUAGUAUCGAAAGUAUGUCGUCGGAAUUGGUCACGCCCUCGGUCCCGUUGGUUCCUGGAUUCACCAAGCUCACCCCUCUUGACCAAGUCGAACCUCGAUGGCUCUCUCAACUAAUCUUUGUCUUCGAAGUUGAAUCUCCAGACUAUCAAGAUGUGAUUGAACAAGAUCUGAAAGAUGGACUUGCUGCGACGAUAGACGAGAUGCCAUUUCUAGCAGCGCAAGUAGUGCCCAGCGAUGAAGCUCGUGGCUCAGUUCAGAUGGAGAUUUCCGAGGACAGCGGCGUCUGGUUUUACACACAGAAUAUCCCGGAACUUAAUUACAGCACCCUUAGUCACCGAGGGUUCCCGCCAUCUUGUCUUUCGGUGGUUGAUCUGAUACCAGAGCCGAGAAUGUAUGACUGGAAUUGCAGUCCUGUUCUUGUGAUGCAGGCAACCUUUAUAUCCGGCGGACUACUACUGGGCGUGAGUUUGCACCAUUCCGUGGUUGGUGGUAGAGGUGUGUCCGUAUUCGCAAAUGCGCUCAGCAAAAACGUGGGGGCUAUAUCGGAGGGCAAGCCUGUCUCACAAAUUUCGAAGCAGAAUUCAUCUUUCGAUAUACAUGGUUUUGGAAGCGUGGAAAUGAAUAUCUCUGAGUUUCCCAGUUGUCGCAAAAUAGAACACGGCUGGCGUGUUGACUUCCAGCGGGAACUCCUCAGGAUUGAUCUGACGGGCGACAGCGAACACCCCAAGUUUAAUAUCUUACAGAAGAUGACGAUUUCGUGUUGGUCAAUUUCUCUGCCAGUGUUGAGAAGUUUGGGUCAGAGUGCUCCGACGCCCGACGAGCCUGUCCUUACCACCAGCGCCAUGAUCAGUGCAUUGAUCUGGCGUCAUUUCACGCGCGCCCGGAAUUUAUCAUCACGCGGAUUCAAGUCAACGAGAAUUGUGAACAUUGUCGAUAUCUCGAAGCGAUUACAACCCCCCCUUUCAGACAGUUAUCCAGGAAAUUCAGUUGUGUGGGCCUCUUCAACUAAAGAUGUCUUGAAAGUGGAGUCUGGAGCGCCGUUAUAUGAACUGGCGAAAACCAUUACGGACUCCAUCCAGUGGUGGAACUCUGAGAGGAUCCGGGGUUUUUUCGGAGCUGUAGACACACUGCCUCAUGUUGCAAAGCUAGAACCAGCAGUCGAUACCAAUCUCGGUCCUGAUGUGAGUAUCACUGAUAACUCCUCGUAUGGCGGCAUGUAUGAUAUGGAAUGGGGCCCCGACCUGGGAAAAGCAACGUGCCUAAGGUUUCCAAAUAUCCGCAUACAAGAUGGUCAGGUCAGUAUACUGCCUUCUAUUGAGACUGAGCAGAUAGACUUAAUGAUCUCGCUGGAAGAAACCACCCUGGCACGUCUACGCCAAGAUGAAGAGUGGAGGGCGAUUGCAAAAGAGCAGAUUUAGGCUGCAUUCGUCUUUAGAUUGCUUUAUCUAGAACCAAAGCCCUCUUUUAGAGAACAAAGUUCACGCUCCAACUUGAAUAUAAAAAAAAAGGAAUCUGGGCGCCCGUGUUUAAAGAGUGAAAUCUCCUGCUCACGUGACCAAUAUCAUGUAUUAUACCUAGGUACCUACAUAAGUAUGUACCUUAUAAGAACUGUUGCGCGCUGUGAUGGUGCAAGCCUAGUGACCUAGCACAAUAUUCCGGACCGAGAAAAGUCUAGAAUGCGACGAGCUCACAAGACACUUCGGUAGGACACAUAGAAGGUACAAAAACGCAAAGCAUUGCACGACGUAAUGAGAUGUAAGAUUGGGUAAAGAGAAACUGAUACCCAAAAAAGUGAGACUGGUGCUUAAAUGAGCAAAGAAUUGUGAAUUCCCACCACGAAUAUGUUGACGAAUCAUGCCGGGUUCACCAACGUGCCCAAGUUUCGG